This is a messenger RNA of Musa acuminata subsp. malaccensis (wild Malaysian banana), 2565 nucleotides long. RefSeq names its product nucleolar GTP-binding protein 1. Lineage: Eukaryota; Viridiplantae; Streptophyta; Magnoliopsida; Zingiberales; Musaceae. Gene Ontology annotation, biological process: ribosomal large subunit biogenesis. The record is from RefSeq and is a predicted model, not a curated record. Gene Ontology annotation, molecular function: GTPase activity; RNA binding; GTP binding. Gene Ontology annotation, cellular component: nucleolus.
CUUGUCUUUCCGAGCGGUUUUGGGCAAAACCCUAACCUUCUUCCUUCCGGCGGCUGCAGUCCGCUGUACUUCUCAGGAAAACCAAAGGUUUAAACACAAGAAUUUGGUGUGGACAACUGAUUGGGAGGAUGGUGCAGUACAACUUCAAAAAGAUAACUGUUGUCCCUUCUGGGAAGGACUUCAUUGACAUCAUUCUUUCCCGCACACAGCGCCAAACCCCAACUGUCGUCCACAAAGGAUAUGCCAUCUCCCGGCUCCGUGAAUUCUACAUGCGAAAGGUGAAGUUCACCCAGCAGAACUUCCAUGAGAAACUGUCCGCCAUCAUCGAUGAGUUCCCUCGGCUCGAUGACAUCCACCCCUUUUACGGAGAUUUGCUCCACGUACUAUACAACAAAGACCACUACAAGCUUGCUCUGGGCCAGGUUAACACGGCUAGGAACAUCAUUGGGAAGAUUGCAAAAGAUUAUGUUAGGUUACUCAAGUAUGGAGACUCAUUGUACCGGUGCAAGAGCUUGAAGGUCGCUGCUCUAGGUCGUAUGUGCACUGUGAUAAAGCGCAUCAGCCCUAGUUUGGCUUAUUUGGAGCAGAUACGGCAGCAUAUGUCUAGGCUCCCUUCAAUUGACCCGAACACCCGUACCAUUUUGAUCUGUGGGUAUCCUAAUGUGGGAAAGAGUUCUUUCAUGAACAAGGUCACUAGGGCUGAUGUUGAUGUCCAGCCAUAUGCUUUCACUACCAAGUCGCUGUUUGUUGGUCACACAGAUUACAAAUACCUCCGCUACCAGGUGAUUGAUACUCCUGGGAUUCUAGACCGGCCUUUUGAGGACAGAAACAUCAUAGAAAUGUGCAGUAUCACAGCUUUGGCGCACUUAAAGGCUGCAGUCUUAUUCUUCUUGGACAUAUCUGGAUCCUGUGGUUAUAGCAUAGAGCAGCAGGCAGCUCUCUUCCACAGCAUCAAGUCACUGUUCAUGAACAAGCCACUUAUUGUUGUUUGUAACAAGAUUGAUCUGCAGUCACUGGAAGGGCUCUCUGAAGAGGACAUGAAAUUGGUAACGGAGAUGAAAGCUGAGGCCGCCAAAACUAUAAUAGCCCAAGGCGGAGACUCUAAUGAUGAGGGAGUCUUGUUGACUAUGAGUACCAUGACAGACGAGGGAGUCAUAGCUGUCAAGAAUGCUGCUUGUGAGAGGCUUUUAAAUCAGCGGGUGGAGAUAAAGAUGAAGUCAAAAAAGAUCAAUGAUUGUCUGAACAGGUUUCAUGUUGCAAUUCCUAAGCCCCGUGACACAAAAGAACGCCCUCCUUGUAUUCCUCCAGCAGUUCUGGAAGCUAGAGCGAAGGCUAAUGAGGAGAAGGAAAAGAGGAAGCUUGAGAAAGAUCUCGAAGAAGAGAAUGGUGGAGCUGGUGUUUAUUCUGCUAGCCUAAGGAAGCAUUAUAUAUUGGCUGAUGAGGGAUGGAAAGAGGACCUUAUGCCAGAGAUUCUAGAUGGGCAUAAUGUGUAUGAUUUCAUUGAUCCUGACAUCUUGCUGAGGUUGGAAGAGCUGGAACGAGAAGAGGGUCUUCGUCUUGAUGCAGAGGCAGAUGGAGGAGAUUUUGAGAUGGAUGGAGAAGAAUUGACUGAGGAAGAGCGAGGACUACUCGCUGAGAUCAGAAGGAAGAAGAACCUGCUCAUCCAAGAGCACAGGAUGAAGAAGAGCACUGCCGAGAGCCGUCCUAUUGUGCCUAGGAAGUUUGAUAAAGACAAAAAAUACACGUCUGAGAGGAUGGGAAGACAGCUCUCUGCUUUGGGAAUAGACCCUACUGCCGCCAUCAAUCGUGCACGUGGGAGGUCCCUGUCUAGGAAAGGUCGUAAACGGGAGAGGUCACUUGGCAAAGAAGGUGAAGAUGGAGAAGCUAUGGAUGUCGAUGAUGAGCAGUCUAACAAGAAGCUGCGUACCAGGUCAAGAUCAAGGUCAGCAAGUAGGUCAAGGUCAAAAUCAAGGCCACCUGGUGAAGUCACCCCUGGAGAAGGGUUCAAAGACUCUGCUCAGAAACUGAAGGCACUCAAGAUAGCUAAGAAGUCAGUUAAGGUGAGAAAUAAGGCUGCACGCAAGGGAGAAGCCGAUAGAGUAAUUCCGAACCUGAAACCAAAGCAUUUGUUCUCUGGGAAGCGCUCUAUUGGGAAGACCAGCAGGCGCUAAAGUGAUAUGCUAAUGUGCGGUGCCGUCUCUUAUUUGUUAUUUAAGCAUUCAAUUUUGAAAGACUAGCGGGCAUCAUUUUCGUUAUCCGAGCAUUCAGUUUCGAGGUGCCAUCACUUAUUUGUUAUUUAAGCAUUCAAUUUUGAAAGACUAGCAGGCAUCAUUUUCGUUAUCCGAGUAUUCAUUCAGUUUCGAAGACUAGCAGCGCUUGGAGAAGAAAAGUAUCAACUCGUCGUCCUUUUCAUUUUCUAAUUUGUUAUUUUUGAAAAGGUGGAAUCUAGAAGAGUAUGGUUGGUUUUUGUGGUUGAUAAACCAUUAGUAAUGUCUGAUGCAGGUGGAAUGUCAUCUGCAUAUUAUCAUGGAUGAGAAUGAUGUGUUUGUGUACAUUUUUCCCUUC